UCUAUGGUGCUCCGGCUUCGCCUCUACAGCGCCCUAUACCCUUCCUGGGGUCCUAUCUGCCUCUUUCCUAGGUCCUUUGCCUCGUGUUCCGGAAAUCCUGCCUCCUGCUGCACGAUGCCCCAGCUCGGACUCCUACAUGGGAGGGCCUGGGCUGUGCUGUUUGGCCAGCUCCGGCGACCGCCCGGUGCUGUAUGCAUCAGGGCAGUCCAUUCUCAUAGCCAGGUUGGUGGUACACAGGGCCAGAGAUACCACACGUUUGGCCAGUAUUGAGAGGAGCCAUAUCUCACAUUUCUUCUGCCAGGUUGCGGAGGCAGCGUUAGCAACCCAACUGAAACCACAUCAAGAGAAAUCAAAUUUUAUUAUCAAGACCCCAAAGGGCACCAGAGAUCUUAGUCCCGAGCAGAUGGUCGUGAGGGAGAAAAUUCUUGAUAUGGUUGUUAGCUGCUUUAAACGUCAUGGAGCAAAGGGGUUGGAUACCCCGGCAUUUGAGCUAAAGGAAAUGCUUACUGAGAAGUAUGGAGAGGACUCUGGGCUCAUCUAUGAUCUGAAGGAUCAGGGUGGAGAGCUAUUGUCCUUGCGCUAUGACCUUACUGUCCCUUUUGCUCGUUAUCUGGCCAUGAAUAAAGUGAAGAAGAUGAAACGCUAUCAUGUUGGAAAAGUGUGGCGUCGGGAGAGCCCAACCAUAGCCCAAGGCCGCUACAGGGAGUUCUGCCAGUGUGACUUCGACAUUGCUGGUCAGUUUGACCCUAUGAUCCCUGAUGCAGAGUGUUUGAAGAUCAUGUGUGAAAUCCUUAGUGGGUUGCAGCUGGGGGAUUUUCUCAUUAAGGUCAAUGACCGGCGGAUUUUGGAUGGGAUAUUUGCCGUCUGUGGUGUUCCUGAAAGCAAGUUCCAUGCCAUCUGCUCCUCGGUAGACAAACUAGACAAGAUGUCUUGGAAAGAUGUGAGACAUGAGAUGGUGGCAAAGAAAGGCCUGGCUGCUGAAGUAGCUGAUCGAAUUUGGGAUUACGUCCAAUGUCAUGGAGGGGUGUCCUUGGUGAAACAAAUGUUCCAGGAUCCCAGACUAUCCCAGAACAAGCAGGCCCUAGAGGGCUUGGGAGACCUGAAGCUGCUAUUUGAAUAUCUGACUUUAUUUGGAAUUGCUGAAAAGAUCUCCUUUGACCUGAGCCUGGCUCGGGGCCUGGACUACUAUACAGGAGUGAUCUAUGAAGCGGUGCUGCUACAGACCCCAGCUCAUGCUGAGGAGGAGCCACUGAAUGUGGGCAGUGUGGCUGCUGGUGGGCGCUAUGAUGGGCUGGUGGGCAUGUUUGACCCCAAAGGCCACAACGUGCCAUGUGUGGGGCUCAGCAUUGGGGUGGAGCGGAUCUUCUCCAUUGUGGAGCGGAGGAUGAAGACUUUUGGUGAGAAGAUACGGACCACAGAGACCCAAGUGUUUGUGGCCACACCACAGAAGAACUUUCUCCAAGAACGGCUGAAGCUAAUUGCAGAGCUUUGGGAUGCUGGGAUCAAGGCAGAGCUGAUGUAUAAGAACAACCCUAAACUACUAACUCAACUGCACUACUGUGAGAACACGGGCAUCCCACUGGUGGUCAUUAUUGGUGAGCAAGAACUGAAGGAAGGGGUCAUCAAGCUUCGUUCAGUGGCCAACAGGGAGGAGGUGGCCAUUACACGGGAAAAUCUUGUGGCUGAAAUUCAGAAGCGACUGUCUGAGUCUUGAUCCUUGCCUGAAUGCCAUCUGCUGCUCUUUGUAGAAAAGGUUUCAUCUAGGACUGACUUCCUGAGGGACUUCAUAACUGCUGGCCAGGAUGGGUGACAAGUGCCUCUGCAUCCUUCAUCCUUCCUGGGUGCAGAACUGUAGAAGGCCCUGAGGACUCCUGGGCUAGUGUGAGCAGCUAUUCUGCAUGGGCGCAGAUGGCUGGUACGUGACAGAGACAUGCUCUAACAUCCGAGGCAGAUGGCAGGUUUGAAAUGCCACUGAGUGCUGCCAACAGGUGCUGAGAUGGUUGCUAUGAGCAAAUCUCUGGGAAAGUCACCUCAGGUUGAGAGGAUUCUGACCAUUGAGAUCAAAAGUCAAAUACUUAGCCUUCUGCUCUGGCUUCUGAGCCAGUUUCUGGGAAGUUUGUCCAUAACCUGCCCUUGGCCUGUCCAGGUAGUUUUUGGGAGACAGCAAAGAGUUGGGCAAUGACUGUCUUCUGUUUUGUUUGAGGACAGAGAUGCUAUCCCAAGGGCAUAGCAGUGCCCAUAUUGAUGUGGCAUCUCUCUAGCCCAUCCAUUGUUAAUAAUAGCAGGGUGAGGCUGUCUGUUUAAUAAUCUUGAAUGUUGAACUUAAUAAGUGACCUGACAAGAUUGAGAUCUGAUCUUUUGAGAUUUUGGAGACCAUUACCUGUGCCAGAAUCACUGCUCUGACUUCCAUGUCCUGCCAUGGAGGUGCCUGUUCUAGAAGUGGUUGUAUAAUAUAUUAAAUAAAAUAUUAAAUAUA
Messenger RNA from Lagenorhynchus albirostris (white-beaked dolphin), 2476 nucleotides. It is a transcript of the gene HARS2, whose product is annotated as histidyl-tRNA synthetase 2, mitochondrial. NCBI's taxonomy places the organism in Eukaryota, Metazoa, Chordata, Mammalia, Artiodactyla, Delphinidae. Gene Ontology annotation, cellular component: cytoplasm; mitochondrion. Gene Ontology annotation, molecular function: histidine-tRNA ligase activity; identical protein binding; ATP binding. The coding region runs from base 137 to 1714 and encodes 525 amino acids. The transcript has 13 exons. Gene Ontology annotation, biological process: histidyl-tRNA aminoacylation. The record is from RefSeq and is a predicted model, not a curated record.